Messenger RNA from Aethina tumida (small hive beetle), 1656 nucleotides. RefSeq names its product UDP-glycosyltransferase UGT5-like. NCBI's taxonomy places the organism in Eukaryota, Metazoa, Arthropoda, Insecta, Coleoptera, Nitidulidae. The transcript is spliced from 3 exons. Gene Ontology annotation, molecular function: UDP-glycosyltransferase activity. The record is from RefSeq and is a predicted model, not a curated record. Bases 86 to 1651 code for a protein of 521 amino acids.
UAAAUACUCACGAUAGACUCUGACCGAAUAAUAUAUAUUUACACAUCGGUCUCCACUUUAGUUUAGACAACACCGUAGUCAAAUAAUGACACAAACAUUCAGUGUAGUGCUAACCUUGUUAGCUAUUGUAAGCUUGUGUAAUGGAUAUAAACUGUUACUGGUGUUCCCUGUGCUUUCAAGAAGUCAUUUCAAUUUAGGAAGUGCUUUAGCACGAGGAUUGGCUAAUGCAGGACACGAUGUAACACUUAUAAGCCCUUACGAUGACGAUUAUGUUCCUACUAACGGAACAUAUAGAUCGAUAGCGUUGAAUGAACUUUUGGAAAAAUACAACAACCAAAAUAUUGACAUGUUCACCUACAGCGAAUCUACAUCAGAAUUCUUUAAAGUGUUUGGGGAAAUGUUAAACCAAAUGGUUAGAGGAACUUUGGGGUCAGCAAAAGUGAAGAAAUUGGUGGAUGAUGGAGAGACUUUUGAUGCAGUCAUUAUAGAAGAAUUUAUGAUGGAUUCAUUAAAAGUAUUUAGACAUCUAUUUAAGGCUCAUUUCAUCGCAUACAGUAGCGUUGGACCAACUACAAUUAUCAACGAUCUUGUUGGAAAUCCAACUCCAUUGUCCUUCGUACCGGAAAUGAAUUCAGGUUUACCCAUAAAAAUGUCAUUCUUCCAAAGAGUUUGUAACUUAUGGACUCACGUAUUUUUUAAACUUUUCUUUGGGUUCGUUAUUCCUGAUCAUGAAAAAAUUCUUAAAGAAUAUUACCCAGAUUCUCCCUCAAUAGAGGAAUUAAAGAAGAAUAUAUCAUUGGUUUUAUUGAAUUCACAUGUUAGUAAUUUUCAACCAGUUCCAACAGUUCCGAAGAUGAUAGAAAUAGGUGGUUACCAUGUGCAGCCUCCGAAAGGUCUUCCCAAAGAUUUGAAAGAUUAUUUGGAUAAAGCCGAACAUGGUGUUGUGUACUUUAGUAUGGGUUCCGUUUUAAAGAGCAAAAAUAUGCCUAAGGAGAAAAUAGAUAUCCUUAUUGGAGCAUUCAAACAACUCAAACAAAAAUUACUUUGGAAAUGGGAAGAUGAUAAAUUACCAGGGAUUCCAGAUAAUGUAAGGAUAAUGAAAUGGGUACCACAGGCGGAUGUUUUGGCUCACCCUAAUGUCAAAUUAUUUAUUACUCACGGUGGUUUACUCAGUACCACAGAAACAAUUUAUUUUGGAAAACCUGUACUGUGUAUACCUAUUUUUGGAGAUCAGCCGAUAAAUGCACAGAAUAUGGUGAACCAUGGAUUUGCUCUACGUCAUGAUUAUAAAGAUUUGACGAAUUCCAACGACUUUUUGGAUAAAAUUAAAGAAAUGCUGAACAAUCCCAAGUACUAUGAAAAUGCUCAGACCAGAUCCAAAAUUAUGCAUGACAGAAAAGUUAAACCUAUCGAUGAAGCGGUGUUUUGGGUCGAGUAUGUGAUACGUCAUAAUGGUGCUGAACAUCUUCGUGUGGCCGGUGAAGACUUGACGUGGUACCAAUAUUACCUUAUAGAUGUAGUAAUAUUUGUGUUUGUGGUUGUAUUACUUGUAUUAUCAGGACUGUGUGGACUUUUGAGAUUCAUCAUUAGAAAAAUAUUAGUAUGUAAAUAUAUAAAUAAAUGUGAUAAGAUUAAGGUCAAGAAGAAUUAAUACAU